Molecule: messenger RNA, 570 nt
Organism: Diachasma alloeum
Lineage: Eukaryota; Metazoa; Arthropoda; Insecta; Hymenoptera; Braconidae
Exons: 3
Coding region: 1-570 (189 amino acids)
Source: RefSeq, a predicted model, not a curated record
AUGUCCGAACUUGAAGGCGCUGAUCUCAGCUCUCUGAGCCCUGGCAAUAUAUUUAACAAAGUUUUUGCAGAGUCAUGUGAUUUUACAUCCGAUUUCUCCAAUCCUAUACACAACUCUGGGGAUAAAGAAACCCACAACAAAACCGAGGAGACUAUCUCACUAAUAGAAUCCAACGGCGAGGAAAAUAUCGACGCGGCUGUGGAUGAUACGUUGAGCCACGCCAAUGAAGAAUAUGAUGGCUCAACGCAAUAUAAAAGUCUCCGUCCUCCUAGAAAUAAAUUUCCGAGAAUUUCCCAACCCUUGGGCUGUUCAACUCUCGUGGAAAUACCCUCGGGGAAUUUGAAUGUGAGACUAAAAAAUCACCGGCUGCCUGGCGAAUUCGAAUCCACCGGUAGAGUACAAAUAAAUGGCACCGCUAAACCCCUAUGGUUUCCUGGAUAUCUCGUCAUAAGCUCCAUGCAACCAAAUUACCUCCAGAUAACUCCAAAUCCGGAAGCUGCAUUGUCUGAAAUUUGGAGGCUCUGCAGACCCCAGAAUAUUCUACCAGCAUCAAAACUCAUUCUCGAAUAA